This is a messenger RNA of Trematosphaeria pertusa, 1317 nucleotides long. RefSeq lists its product as uncharacterized. NCBI's taxonomy places the organism in Eukaryota, Fungi, Ascomycota, Dothideomycetes, Pleosporales, Trematosphaeriaceae. The coding region runs from base 20 to 1093 and encodes 357 amino acids. The transcript has a single exon. The record is from RefSeq and is a predicted model, not a curated record.
CGGAAUAGGUAUACAUAUCAUGGCGCCUCCGAAACCCCAACCAAAAGCGACCAAGAAGCCCGCCCCGAAAACACCACAGAAAGUAAAACAACAAUCGAAAGCAAGUACUGAGCCCAUCACCUCGACGAUUCCACUGGAGCUGCAACAACUUCUGCUCAACAUCUUCAAAAAUGCGUUUUCACAAUGCUUUGAGUCAGAUAUCAAACCGUUACUCCAGGAGGUCAAAGGACAUCUGUAUAAUCGCGACUUCUUGGCUGCGUUUGGGAAGGACGAGUACUUGGAGGCGUAUGCGGCGAGAUGGAGUCCCAGCAGGGCUUUGGGGUAUCUGCAGGUUCUAGACGAGCUGGGGGCGGAUUGGGACGCCUAUGAGAGGGGUGCUGGCGAAGACAAUGAAGACAAGAGGUGGAAGACCGUGUGCCUUGGAGGAGGAGCGGGCGCGGAGAUCGUGGCGCUCGCCGGGCCCAUGAGUAUGCGUGGAUCCUCCGCGGGGGAUGAAGAGGCCGGAAAGGGAACGAUGGAAGUCGUAGCUAUCGAUAUAGCCAACUGGUCCCCCGUCGUAGAGAAGCUGCACCAGCACAUCACCACCGCGCCACCACUCUCGAAAUACGCAUCCGCCGCCGCGCAAUCCGCCAACGCGCCGCUCGUCCAUCCCACAGCCUUCACCGUCUCCUUCCACCAACACGACAUCCUCACCACGCCCUUCGCCACACUCUCCUCCCUCCUCCAGAACGCCCACCUCGUCACCCUAAUGUUCACCCUCAACGAACUGUACUCCGCCUCCCUCGCCCUCACGCAAACCUUCUUGCUCAAUCUCACCACCUGCCUCACUCCAGGCGCGCUUCUCCUCGUCGUCGACAGCCCGGGGAGCUACUCGACUGUGAGUCUGAAUGGUGCGGAGAAGAAGUAUCCCAUGCAGUGGCUGCUCGAUCAUACGCUGCUGAAGAAGGGUGCGAGGGAUGAGGGGGGAGAUGUAGCGUGGGAGAAGGUUAGGGAGGAUGGGAGUAGGUGGUUUAGGUUGGGUGACGGGCUGCGGUAUCCGAUUGAGCUGGAGAAUAUGCGGUUUCAGAUGCAUUUGUACAGGAGGUUGGGUUGAGGGUUAUGGUUUAGUGCUGCUUCGGCGGGAAAUCGGACGGUGUACAAGGUCUCCAAGAAGCUCGCUGAAGGCCAAUUACCUAUGAUACCCCAUGCGUAUGCACGUCUAGCAGAAAAUCUUUAAUCCUCCAAGCAAAGUAAGGAAGCUAAUCGAUGUUGCCGGAGGAGGAGGGCCUGGGCUCCAGCAUUCCAGUGUUGUGUAACGUAGCCGGACGAAAACAUUCA